AUGGCCACCGCAAGGCCGUGUCUUGCUCAAUUGAGCAGGAGCCACUUAUAUCCGAUUCCACCGAUCUCAUCGAGCUUUCCGAUAAGGCUAUUCAGCACAACCACGCCUGUUGCGAACGCGAAAGGGAAGAAAAUCCAGUCCAAAAAGGUCAAGCCAGAGGCCACCAACCGCCCGGCGAAUCAUAAGAAAGUGACGGAGAAGAAGAAGAAGCCGAAAACUCACUAUACGCAAUAUGAUUUGAAAAAAGAGGAGCAGUUUUCGCUGUUGGAUGCCAUGCGAUACAUACGGGCAUGGGAGGUCGGACAGAAACCAACAUCUGUCAAAUAUGAGAUGCAUCUCAAAAUCUACGGCCUGAAGAAUGGUCCGGUUGUACGAAAUCGAAUACGCCUGCCACAUCCAGUUAAGACGGACUUCAAAGUAUGCGUUAUCUGCCCCCCAGACUCGAAAUAUGCAGAGGCGGCGAAGGCUGCUGGAGCUAUGUUAGUAGGAGAGGAUGAAGUCUUCGAUGCGGUGAAAGAUGGCAAGAUUGAAUUUGACCGAUGCAUUUGCCAAACGGACUCCAUGUCGAAGAUGAAUAAAUCUGGAAUUGGAAGGAUCCUGGGACCUCGCGGGUUGAUGCCCAGCAGCAAGACGGGAACUGUCGUGGCGGACCCGGUCAAGGCGAUGAAGGAUAUGGUUGGAGCUUCGGAGUACCGUGAGCGUAUGGGUGUUGUCAGGAUGGCAGUUGGCCAGCUGGGUUUCACCCCACAGCAGAUGUCGACCAACAUCAAGGCCUUCAUUGAGGCUGUAAAGGCGGAUAUAGGACGGUUAAGCGACAAGAUCAACAAGAAUCUGGCGGAGGUGGUGUUGAGCUCUACGAAUGGGCCGGGCUUUCCACUUAGCGGGAGUCUGAAGGAUUCGAAAACAAGCGUCACGGAGAAGGAGCUCUCAGGGUCAUAG
Molecule: messenger RNA, 939 nt
Organism: Venustampulla echinocandica
Lineage: Eukaryota; Fungi; Ascomycota; Leotiomycetes; Helotiales; Pleuroascaceae
Product: putative 50S ribosomal protein L1
Exons: 2
Coding region: 1-939 (312 amino acids)
Source: RefSeq, a predicted model, not a curated record